This is a messenger RNA of Durusdinium trenchii, 1738 nucleotides long. NCBI's taxonomy places the organism in Eukaryota, Dinophyceae, Suessiales, Symbiodiniaceae. The record is from the annotation of a GenBank genome assembly.
AUGCGCCCUGCUUUGAAGUUGUUAGUGCCAGCGCAAGAGGAUGUUUUGCUCCAAGGCAGUGCCAGUCAUAUUUUGGAUCUUUUGUAUUGCGAUGUGACGUUUUCAUGUUGGCACGGCAUGAUCGAGGCUUGGAAGUUCCUGACGAGAAGAAUAGAGUCCGGUGAGCUGAACAACAUUGAGAUCGUGCAUGUUCGUGACUAUUUCGCAGCUGCUGAGACCGGUCGCAGGUGUGCUGAGAUGAUAUUGAACAUCAAUGGCUAUCUAGCGACUGUCCGUUUUCUGGACGAACGCUUGACCCAAGUCGAAAAUCAGUUAGACAAUGUGCACCGCUUGGCAAAGCAGUUGGGGCUUGCGACCCAUUUGACUGAGCCGUUGCUUGUUUCGCGACCUAAGCUACGUGCACAUCAUGUGUCAAGGCAGUCGACUCAGUGGUUUCGACCCUUGAGGGUGGCUGUUUCGACCCUUCAGGCAGUCUCUUCGCUCGCUGCCAUGUACCUUGCCCUGCAAUAUUUCAUGCGAUACAGUCCACCUUUUGUCCGUUCCAACCUGCCAAAGCUCAUCAAUGAUGCCUUUGCUCUAGAAACGUUCGACUCACAUCAGCCCCGUGCGCAAAUCAGAUCCGACUCAGGGUGCUGGAGGUCUGAGAGAAGCGGAAGUGAUUCUGACCCAGGUUGGUUGGAGAACAGCCUAUUGCUGUUACCUUCCAUGCUGUUUUCUUUGCCUUACCUAGCCUUGACGAUCGUCCUUUUGAGCGACUUGUGCCGUUCACAGAGGCAGAAGAGGAAAGUUAAGCCCAUUCAGUUGCUCUAUGAGAAGUAUUGUGGUAUCCAAGGGACAUUGUUUCCCUUCAAAGUGGCUAUCUUGCAGUUUUUCACUGUGAUGCUGCAAGCGCUUGGCAAGUUACAGAUCAUGGGUGGUAUUGUGUCCCUUUCAUUUCAUUCAUCCGGCAAGCAUCACGUAGCUCCAUUCCAACGAUGCUUCUGGGCUUUCGUCGGCUUCCUUUUCUUGAACAGCAUUUAUCCCACGGUUCUUUUUGUUUUUCCUUCUGAAAACUGGGCGCGAAUGGGCGCUGCCGUGCUGGAUGCCGUUUUUGAUGUUGCCUACACCGGCACAUACCUCAUCAUGACUGUGCUGGCCAUGUAUGAGCUAGGGCUGGACCAAGACAUCUCAGGGAAUUUUGGAGACCAAGCCGCGGUGAACUUCAGAGCUACAUUGGAUCCAUCGUUUGCUUUCCCUACAGAUUUCUUUGGUUUUUUUGCCGUCUUCUACUCGCUUGCGCAUGUGUGCACCGUGUGUCGUGCUGUGGAACGCCAUCGUCCACAACCUCAACAAGAUCCACGACACCCACGAAGCACUCCCCAGUCCUGGAGACCGACAACCAGAAGAUGCUGCAAAGUGCUGUAUUCUCCAGUCUUGCUGGUUGCAAUUCUAUGGUUGUUGCUUACAGCAGAUGCGUACCCGAGACCCUCUGGAUGCUUCCCAUGUCACUGCAUCCAAUUGCCCACUGGCUUGAAGAAGCUCACAAGUUGCAGCCUUGCUGGCGUUCUGCACUUCGAAGAUGUGAGUUUGAGCAAUCAAAACAUUUCCAGUGUCGCGCCGGAUGCUUUCAAUUUCAGAAGGUCAAGCGGCAUACAGCGGUUGUCACUCUCGGGGAAUCCCUUCCAAGUUUUGCCCAAGAAGAUGUUCGAGCCGUUGAAUGGCUUGCAACUCCUGGAUUUGGGCAGCUUGGGACUGGAAC